AUCCCUGCAAAUUUACCACUGGAAUUUUGACGACUGGAUUGAAGGUAUCAACGAAGAUGGCAACAAAUCUAACAAAAGCCCCACUUCUUCGUAAAGCCGCGACAAGGGGAUACUCAAAACUUGCCCCAGUUAGCGGAAUUCCCAACUAUGAAGUCAAAACAUCCACCCUUCCCAAUAAAACUGUAGUUGUUGCUGCCGAUAAUGAUUCCCAAAUUGCCAGGGUUUCUAUAAUUUUAAGAGCUGGGUCAAGAAACGAAACCGCCGAAAAUUUGGGUAUUACCCAUUUAUUGAGAAAUUGUGCAGGACUAUCCACCAAAAAUGCCAGCCAAUUUAUCAUUACUCGCAACAUUCAACAAGUUGGCGCCAGUUUGACCGCAACCUCGGACCGCGAAACCAUUUCCUACACCCUUGAAGGUACCAGAUCGGCUGUCGAAAAAGUUAUACCAUACUUUACUGAAGUUGCCACACAACAAGUUUUCAAGCCAUGGGAAGUCGCCGAGAAUACCGGACGUUUGCACCUCGACAUUGCCACCCGCCCAUUGCAGGUUAGAGCAAUUGAUUUGUUGCACAAAGCCGCUUUCCGUACCGGUCUUGGUAACUCGAUGUUCAUUCCGAAAUUCCACAUUGGCAAAAUUUCUUCGGAAUCUUUGCAACACUACGUGUGCGAGAACUUCACCAGCGGCCGCGCCGCUGUCGUUGGUUUGGGAAUGGACGAAGCCGAAGUAACCAAGAUCGCUCAAUCUUUGCACUUGGGAUCUGGGGAAGGUCAAACAAGACCAUCUCCUUACAAAGGCGGUGAAGUAAGAUCCGAUAAGGGAGGAGAUUUGGCCUUUGUCGCCAUCGCCGGCGAGGGUGCGUCUCUUGCCAACGCCAAGGAAGCGCUCGCUUUCGCCGUCCUUCAGAGGGCCAUCGGAACCGGUCCUCAAGUGAAAUGGAGCGCGAGAGAUAACGGUCUGCUCUCGAAGGUAGUCGGCAACGCCGAAUUCGCCAGCAGCGCCAUCAACGCGAACUACUCUGACACCGGAUUGUUCGGCGUGUUGGUCGCCGUUCCCGCCAAGAACGCCUCCAGCGUCGUGCAGAGCACCUACAAGUUCAUGAAGUGCAUCAACGUGUCCGAGGAAGACGUCUCCAGAGGCAAGAAUCAAUUGAAGACCGCUCUUCUCUUGGAAGGAGAAAAUGGUGCCAACGCUAUCGAAAAUCUUGCAACCCAAGCCGUACUCACCGGAACAGCCCACUCUGCUACCAGCCUGGCUGCUCUAGUGGAUUCCAUCUCUGCUUCAGAUGUUCAACAAGCAGCCAACAAAGUACGAUCAGGAAAAUUGUCAGUUGCUUCUGUAGGAAAUCUAACUGGAGUACCAUACAUGGACGAGCUUUAAAUAAAAUUUAAACCUGUAUUUAUUAGAUUUAAUUCACAUUAUCUGUGAGCUGAAGCUAUAUUUAAUUUUAUUUGUAUAUUAAUGUAAAAACACAUCCAUUAAUAAAAGUGUUUCACUUUG
Molecule: messenger RNA, 1496 nt
Organism: Brassicogethes aeneus
Lineage: Eukaryota; Metazoa; Arthropoda; Insecta; Coleoptera; Nitidulidae
Source: the annotation of a GenBank genome assembly